Molecule: messenger RNA, 2421 nt
Organism: Colletotrichum higginsianum IMI 349063
Lineage: Eukaryota; Fungi; Ascomycota; Sordariomycetes; Glomerellales; Glomerellaceae
Product: Glycosyl hydrolase family 31
Exons: 1
Coding region: 1-2421 (806 amino acids)
Biological process (GO): carbohydrate metabolic process
Molecular function (GO): hydrolase activity, hydrolyzing O-glycosyl compounds
Source: RefSeq, a predicted model, not a curated record
AUGCUACAAUACGAGUUCAACACAGACCCCGUUGCGGACGAGGAAGCCAUCAUCGCCGGGACCAACUACCGCUUCACCGUCAUCAACGAUUUCGUCAUCCGCUAUGAGUGGGCAGAAGACGGAGUCUUUGAAGAUCGCGCUUCGACCUUCGCCAUCAACCGGCGAUUUCCUCGCCAGCACAAACCUCUGAUCAGAGACACGGAGAGCCAGCUCGAGAUCAUCACGCCAACCAUCCACGUUACGUAUGACAAGAAACGCUUCAGCCCCAACGGGCUGGUCAUCGAGGCCAUUCAUGAGACAACGCUGUGGGAGACCACAUGGCGGUACGGAGAAACGCCAGUUUCCAAUCUAGGGGGGACGGCGCGGACUCUGGAUGGGGUCGACGGCCGCUGCGACAUGGGAUCGGGAGUCCUGUCCCGGGUAGGCUUCUCCGUCUUCGACGACAGCGACAGCAUGCUCUUCGACGGCGCGGGGUUCGUGGCUCCCCGAAGACCCGGCGAUCGAGUCGACGGCUACCUGUUCUCUUUCGGGAGCGAUUUCCAGGGCGCCAUGAGGGCCUUCUUCGCCAUCUCGGGACACACGCCUCGCCUGCCUCGCUGGUCCCUGGGAAACUGGUGGAGCCGCUACCACAAAUAUACGGCCAAAUCCUAUCUCGAUCUGAUGGACAGGUUCCGCGAUCAGGAGAUUCCGUUGUCCGUCGCCGUUCUCGACAUGGACUGGCACCUGGUCGGCGCCGACGAGGUGCCGCACUCCGGCUGGACUGGGUAUACUUGGGACAAAAAGCUGUUCCCGGACCCGGAAGGGUUUACUGCAGCCCUGCAUGAGAGAGGCCUCAAGAUCACUCUGAAUGACCAUCCUCACUUGGGUGUUGGCUCCUACGAGGACCAUUACGAAGAGAUGGCGAAGCACAUGGGCCACGAUACAUCCCAGGGGAAGACACCGAUUCUCUUCGACCCGGCCAACCCCAAGUUCAUGCACGGAUUCUUCAACAUCCUCCAUCGAGGCUUGGAGAAGAAGGGCUGUGACUUUUGGUGGAUGGACUGGCAGCAGGGCCCCCACUCCAAGGUCCCCGGUCUCGGUCCCCUCUGGCUGCUCAACCACUUCCAGUUCCUCGACCAGAAGCAGCAGGCCGGCGAGCACCAGGCGCUCAACUUCUCCCGCUACGCCGGCCCCGGCAGCCACCGGUACCCCGUCGGGUUCUCGGGAGACGCCCUCGUGACCUGGGACUCGCUGCGCUUCCAGCCCGAGUUCACGGCCACCGCCUCCAACGUCGGCUACGGCUGGUGGUCGCACGACAUCGGCGGCCACAUGUUUGGCUACCGCGACGACGAGCUCUUCGCCCGGUGGGUGCAGCUCGGGGUCUUCUCUCCCAUCCUGCGCCUGCAUUCCGCCGACACGCCCUGGGGUUCCAAGGAGCCCUGGCUGUACGGGUCUGAUGCGGAACGCGUCGCCACCUCCUUCAUGCGCUUUCGCCACCGGCUGGUCCCCUACCUCCACACGCUCAACUGGCGGUUCGCCACGCUUGAUGAGCCGCUCGUCGAGCCGCUUUACUGGAAGUUCCCGAAGCGACAGGAGGCGUUCAACUACCCGAACCAGUACUUCUUCGGCCCUUCGCUCACCGUCGCUCCCAUCGUGGACCCGACUGACCGUCAGACGAGGCACGCGCCCGUCAAGGUGUGGCUUCCUCCCGUUGCCGCUCGGUACAUCGACAUUUUCACAGGGACCGUGUACGACGGCGACAGAGAGCUUCAGAUGUGGCGGCCGCUGAGCCAGGUCCCCGCGCUCGCACCGGAGGGCUCCAUCAUCCCCCUCGACGGUCAUCGGAAGCCGGCCAACGGGUGCGAGAAUCCGACCUCGCUUGAGCUUCUCGUCGUAGUAGGACGCGAUGGCAAGUUUGAGAUCGUCGAAGAUUCGGCCGAUGACACCGACUUCAAGCCGGGCGACAGCAGCUUCGAGCGCACGACGACUGUCGAAUGGAACCAGGCGGAAGGCCGUCUGAGAAUCGACAGGGCCGCGGGGCGAGACUGGAUCGUGCGGUUCUUGGGCGUGGAAGCUGCCGGAACUAAGGAGAUUAAUGUCAGAGUGAACGGUGUUGAUGAUGCGAGAGCAUACUAUGCGCCGGCUGACGACUUGGCACCUGGGCAAGUUGUGAAGGUAAACAAGGAGGAGGUCGGCGGUGACGGUGCACUUACGCUCCAGCUCCCUGCUCCCCAGCUUCCUCGGAUUGACCAUACGGACAAGUUCCGGGCACUGCUCUUGGAUUUCCAGAUUGAGUUCGCCCACAAAGACAAGAUAUUUGGCAUCUUGACCUCUUCAAAGCCUACCGGUGUCAAGAUUGGCGAGCUUCUUGGGGUGAGCUGCGCAGAGUCGAUCAAGGGGCCGCUGAUGGAACUUCUGUUGGCGGAUAGCCGGACGGCCUAG